UUUUCUGUUUAUUUUGUUUUUGAUUUUUUGCAAGUCAACAUCAAUUAAAGUUUUCAAUUAUGGAGUCUAGAGUAACUGUUUUAACUCCCAAUGGGAGAAGGCAAAUCAUCAAAGUUUCCCCAAAUACUACACUUUUGAAAAUAUUGGAGGAUGUGUGCUCUAAGCAUAAUUUUGAUAGUGAAGAAUUCACUCUAACCCACCAUAAUAAAGAGGUGUCGCUAUCACAACCCUUUCGGUUCAGUGGGCUACCAAAUAACUGUCAAUUGGAAAUGGCACAGACGGAUAGGAAACGUUCUACUGCGGAAGUUGAAAUUUGUGUUCAAUUGGAAGAUGGCUCUCGAAAACAGGGCAGCUUCCAAUCUACAGACAAUUUAUUGGAUGUCAUGAAACAGCUCGCUAAUGAGGAAUUAUGCAAAUACGAGAGUCCCGUAGUGGUAUAUAUGCGACAGGAUGUCAUGGGGCAAGAGAAUAUGAAUGCAACGACCUUAAAAUCUUUGGGGAUAUUAGAAGGAAGAGCUUUGUUGCGAUUGGCCAACAAAAAAAUAGAGGAAUUGAAAACGCAGGCAAUGGUUUAUGCACCCCCAGCACCAAAGCUAGAAAAGAAAACAGAUGAAAAGGACAAUGAAAAAAAUCCCAAAAGUAAUAAAAUUACUGGAGGAAGCGGAGGUUUUGCAAUUACUAAAGAUUUGGUGCAGUCUCUAAAGAAAGCUGCGGCAACAACCGAAGACAAGAAAUCUACAGAAAAUGAAGACCAGCCAUCUCGCAGCCCUUCAACAGAAGAACAAAAUAAGGAAGCGGUAAAACCAAAAUAUGACUGGGGUGACGCACCAGGUCGUUCGAUGCAGGCAUCGAAGGGCAAUAUUGAACCUGAAAAGGAAGAGAUUGUAGAACCCGAAAUUGAACCAGAAUACCACAUAAUUGGUGAACGCCAUGCUUUAAUUUAUUCCUUGGAUGCAGCUCAAAGCCAAAUCGAAGAUUUACCUGAUUCGUUUUACGAUUUAACUGUAAAUGACCUAAAACUGGUGUUACGAGACUUACGCAAAAUCGCUUCUGGCGAUGAAGAUGCACCAUUACUAACAGAAAAAUUGAGAGAAAUUGAGAACAGUAAUACAAUGUUAAAGAAGAUUUCACAAUAUAAAAAUUGCGUCAUACGCAUACAGUUUCCAGAUCGCCAUGUACUUCAGGGUAUGUUUAAGCCCAUCGAUAAGGUUGACGAUAUUAUGCAAUUUGUUAAGGCAUUCUUAAAACAACCCGAGCAGCCAUGUUAUUUAUUUACAAUUCCUCCCAAAAAUAAAUUGGAUUUGGAUAAAACAUUGUUGGAAUUAGAUUUUGUUCCCAAUGCACUAGUGCACUUUUCUCCCGAAGAUGAAACAUUUAACGGUACGCUCGUUGAAGAUGCAUUUCUAAAGCAAUUGUCUAGUCCGGAAGGAGCUUUUUAUGCCGCCAGUAAAUUUAGAAAUCAACUGAAAAACACAUCUGAAGAAAGACCACAGCUAAGUCCAUCAACGGGAGCAAUACCUAAACGUCCACGCUCUGAUCAAAUAAAAAAUUAAGAAAACACAUGCGACAUACAAA
Stomoxys calcitrans (stable fly) is the source of this 1575-nucleotide messenger RNA. Its product is annotated as tether containing UBX domain for GLUT4. The transcript is spliced from 5 exons. Gene Ontology annotation, molecular function: protein binding. The coding region runs from base 60 to 1553 and encodes 497 amino acids. The record is from RefSeq and is a predicted model, not a curated record. NCBI's taxonomy places the organism in Eukaryota, Metazoa, Arthropoda, Insecta, Diptera, Muscidae.